This is a messenger RNA of Labrus mixtus (cuckoo wrasse), 3092 nucleotides long. RefSeq names its product hypoxia inducible factor 1 subunit alpha inhibitor (gene hif1an). Gene Ontology annotation, biological process: negative regulation of Notch signaling pathway; peptidyl-aspartic acid hydroxylation. The record is from RefSeq and is a predicted model, not a curated record. NCBI's taxonomy places the organism in Eukaryota, Metazoa, Chordata, Actinopteri, Labriformes, Labridae. The transcript is spliced from 8 exons. Gene Ontology annotation, cellular component: nucleus; cytoplasm. Bases 228 to 1292 code for a protein of 354 amino acids. Gene Ontology annotation, molecular function: [protein]-asparagine 3-dioxygenase activity; ankyrin repeat binding; peptidyl-histidine dioxygenase activity.
CGUUUGUUUUGUGGCUGUCAACCACGGUGUGUAAACAGCUACACGGAACAGAACCGAGGAGAGUGGUCGCUGUUGUGUGCACGGAGCGGAUACAUGUAGCAAAUGUGAAUGGGGAAGCUUGCACGACACCCCCGCCGCUGUCCCUGGAGCAUAACAGGGUAGAGUCCAGUAGGAAAGCCAGUCUCUGGUUGUUUCAUUGUAAAGAGGACGGAGCUCGUCGACGAACCAUGGCAGCGGCGACCGUCGCGGAGGCUGACCCGGCGACGAGCGAAGGCGGCGCCGCUUUCCCCGGCGUCCACACCCGGGGCUGGGACGAGUCUCAGUUCCGAAAAUAUUCUUUCCCAACCAAACCCAUUCCCAGGCUGUCUCACACGGACCCCAGAGCAGAGGUCCUAAUAAACAACGAGGAACCGGUGGUUUUAACAGAUACAAACCUUGUGUAUCCAGCUCUCAAAUGGGACAUUGCUUACCUCCAGGAAAACAUUGGAAAUGGAGACUUCUCUGUUUACACUGCAGAAGACCACAAAUUCCUCUACUAUGAUGAGAAAAAAAUGUCUCUUUUUGAGAACUUUGUCCCCAAGUCUCGACGAAUGGAAAUGAAAUUCUCAGAAUUUGUGGAUAAAAUGCAUAUGACAGAGGAAAUGGGAGGAAAAGAAAGGGUUUAUCUGCAGCAGACUCUGAACGACACAGUGGGGAAGAAAAUAGUUGUUGACUUCCUUGGUUUCAACUGGAACUGGAUCAACAAGCAGCAAGCCAAGAGAAACUGGGGACAGCUGACAUCCAACCUGCUGCUCAUAGGCAUGGAGGGCAAUGUGACGCCAGCUCAUUACGACGAGCAGCAGAACUUCUUUGCACAAAUCAAAGGCCAUAAGAGAUGCCUCCUGUUUCCUCCAGACCAGUUUGAGUGUCUUUAUUCAUACCCUGUGCACCACCCCUGUGACAGACAGAGCCAGGUUGAUUUUGAUAACCCUGAUUUUGAGAAGUUUCCUAAUUUUAAAAAUGUUGUUGGCUAUGAGGCUGUCGUGGGUCCAGGAGAUGUGCUCUACAUCCCCAUGUACUGGUGGCAUCACAUUGAAUCACUGUUGAGCGGUGGCGUGACGAUCACUGUAAACUUCUGGUACAAAGGUGCCCCCACACCCAAGAGGAUAGAAUACCCCCUGCGAGCUCAUCAGAAGGUGGCCAUCAUGAGAAAUAUUGAGAAGAUGCUCGGAGAAGCACUUGGAAACCCCCAUGAGGUUGGACCUUUACUGAAAACGAUGAUUAAUGGGCGAUAUGAUCAGGAUCUCAGUUAGAGCCCACCACCCUUAAAGACUGCUGCGUGUGUAAUCGCUCAUUUUGACUUUGGAGCUCAGUAUCAACCUUGCAGCCAUCUUGAAACGAUUGUGCUUCAGUCGUCGAGUGCCAUGUUUAUUGCAAAUAUGAUCACAGAAGAAAAUCUAACCUGGGAAUGUACCCUACUUGAAGAAGUCCUUAUGUAUUUGAAGAAGAGGUCUAAUUUGACUGAAGUCUCUAUUCACAUACUUCAACCUAGUCGAUAUGUGGGUGUGUUUUCUCAUCCCGUCAGAGGUUGUUUGAGUUUGGUACGUUUGGAACAACCUCAGUGUUUUGACCACUAAUGGAUGAGUUAAAGGGUAUUAAUCAUACAGCACACAUCAGUGAAAUACAGGACGUUCCUCAUAUACAUGUUAUGCCACUCUUUCGGGUUGAUAAGUAAAUGUGGAAUGAAAAUAUUCUCCAUAUAUAUUUAUCACAUCUAUAUUCAAAGUGAUUUGAUUCAAACCUUUUAAAGAUGGCCGCUCUUGUUGGCGGUAUCACUACACCCACUUGCACGUUUGAAGGGACGGAUCAGCAAGGAUUUGAUGGAUCAUGAUCAAUCAGUGAGUGGGUGUGAUAAGAAGGGGGGGGGGGGGGGUCAUAUUGCUUGAAGAAAUAUGUGACAGCUUGCAGCUAUGUUAUUUUAGCUGAGUGAUUUCUUUGUGUUUUAUUUAUGCUUUAUUUUUAUUAUAUUUCAAGGACUUUCGUGUGCGUCCCUGUGUACUAGUCACUUAAAAUAAAGGACAUACUGCUAUUUAAGGUUCAAAUACAGUUAAAGUAAAAACUUUAAGGAAAAUACUGCAAGUUACUGUUAUGACGGAAAAUAAUCAAAGAUUUUACAGGCAAUAUUUUGUUGGGAGUGUGAUGCUUACAACUCUAAGUGUCUAAAAUUGGUUAAAGUGAACUGCUUUAAUGAAUGACUUUUAAUGUUAUUAAUUACAAACUGAUGUAGAACAUUCUGCUGGGAUGUAGUUUAUGUAUCAGCCGUUUCAAUGCACCAUCUAGUGGUCAAGUUUGCAGCUGCAUGCUAAGCUUGAUGUGUGAUUUACCUGGCUCAUGCACUGCACUGCUACAACACAGAUAUUCACUAUGCUGAGCAGAUACAAUCCAAUGCUGCGAUGUGUAGGAAUCUGUACAGCCAGUUGCUCCUAUGAUUACUGUAGUGACGGAAAUGCUUCUUUAUUUUACUACCAUGCAGCCAUAUUGUGAAGACAUCUAAGUGCUCGGUUAAACUGUUAAAAAUGUACAUUAACAAAAACAGGAGAGUGAUUCUUAAAGUUGUGCAGCAUGUGCCAAACCAGUCUAUGGAUAUCUCCAUAUUGGAUUCAUCAGACAACUUAAUUUGAGUUCAUUGUGGACUACAAACUAGAAAUAGCUAGCACAUCAAAAGAUUGCUGGUUUUCACGGCUUUUUUUUUUUUUAGGAUUUAGGUUAAAUUGUUGAUAAAGUGUAGACCUCUUUCUGACAGAUCACUUGAUUGUGGUCACAUCUGUAUACAAAAUGGAGUCUGUCAUCUCUCUCUAUUGCUUGGUUUAAACUGUUGUAUGUGCCUUGCCUAACAAUCGCAUGGCACUUAAUGUUUGCAAGUACACGAUUCUUGAGUUUUUAUUUAAUGGUCAAAAUGUUUGCCUCCAAUCUGGCAUUAAACAGCUUUAAAGUUUGGACUGACAAGGGUUCAUAGAGAUAGAGGCGUGCUUGUGUUGCUGAAUGAUUGUGUUGAAUAUACCCUUGUAACAUAACAUAUCCUUGUUCCUCUCAUUAAAGUUUGCUCUGAAGAA